AUGGCAUCCGACGACCCUCGCGAUUCCCAACCGACCGUCUUUCGGCCCACAGUCCGCGAUGGCAUGAUCGUCGUGCGCCGACCUGCGAACAAUAACGACACGGCUAUUUUCUGGGCUGGCACCUACUUCGUUCUUCUAAAUGGAGCCAAUGAGGCCGUCGCCAUGGACUACCCUGCGUUCCUUGCCGACCUGGAAGCCCUCCUUCAGUACGACCCAGAACUGGAUGAGAUCCAAUUCCAUAUACCCUCCCAAUACCGACGCGUUCCUUUGGCCCCUGACUUGCGUGGCACAAACAAUAUCCAAGGCUUACAGCCCGAGGUAGGCAUUGUUCGUACCUACAACCAGUGGCUUAUAGCCUUGGCGGCGAUGCAAAACUCUCAUCUGAUGCGGGAAUCGAGCAUUGAAUGCGUGCUCCGGAAUGGGCUUGUGACUAGCUCUGUUCGCCACAGUGUUCCACCUGUGGCUGCGGCGCAGUUUUUCAUUGUGCGAAUUGCAGGUAUCGUGUCUUCAGUCCCCCCAUCUGAUACUACAGUCUUUGUCUCUGAUAACUAUAUUUUAGACGCGGAAGAUUGGAACCAGGAGGGAGAUGAUAACAGUGUUCAAACUUAA
Penicillium concentricum is the source of this 609-nucleotide messenger RNA. RefSeq lists its product as uncharacterized. The transcript has a single exon. The record is from RefSeq and is a predicted model, not a curated record. NCBI's taxonomy places the organism in Eukaryota, Fungi, Ascomycota, Eurotiomycetes, Eurotiales, Aspergillaceae. Bases 1 to 609 code for a protein of 202 amino acids.